Molecule: messenger RNA, 590 nt
Organism: Baudoinia panamericana UAMH 10762
Lineage: Eukaryota; Fungi; Ascomycota; Dothideomycetes; Mycosphaerellales; Teratosphaeriaceae
Exons: 3
Coding region: 33-332 (99 amino acids)
Source: RefSeq, a predicted model, not a curated record
GACCUGUUCGGUUCGCUAACGGUCUUUAGUGAAUGGUACUUCAAACUACUACACGCACAUACUCUGGAGCCACCGGUGUCGCAGCAUCUUCAUCCACAAUGACUAGAUCGCCCGGAUGGACGUCCUUGCGCGAGCCUCGGCGUUCCACAUCGUCCAUAGCACCGGCUGGCUUCACGGCAACGCGCGAAAGUGGUGUCAUGUCCACAGCUGAGCUGCCCGCGGCUGCGUUCUCCCCUUCACCGAGAGCAUCCGGAUUCCAGCCUGGGGAAUCAUUGCGAUUGUCCAGCGGUUCCUUGCUCUGCGGUCUUUUGCGUCGGUUCUUGCCGCAAUGACAGCUGCAGAGAAGGCAAAGGACGGUGACGAAAGUUGCGAUGACAAUGACGGACACCAGUGUUAGCCAUAUGAUGGCUGUGUGAGUGCCGAUGUCUGCUGCUCAUCCGCCAUCUUCGCUGCCGUGCCUGAAAGGCCGUCUUGUCGACCUUCUCGGAAACGAGGCGUGAAAGAAGUAGAGUGCGAGCUUCGAGAGGUGACAAGGAUACCACGAUAUAUUUAGGCUCUUUUCUGAACGUAAAAGCCUUGCGAAGUGCUGG